UCAACCUCAUAAACUAAGAUCUUGUUUUUUGUGUGUAUUUCAACAGAGAUUAUAUUUAUAGUUCAUCUUUUUGUUCUCUGACAUCACAAUUUUAAUAAAUUUCAAUAAUCACUAUUAAAUAUAUAGUAUAUAGCAAAUAUGGUUGGCAUGAUAGUUGCUCGUACUGGCCGUGAAUUGCAACGUUACAACGUCGGUCAACGUGUUGUUGUUGGAUGUAUACCUUAUAGAUUGAAAGGUGGGAUGAAGGCACCAGGAAAGAAUAUUGAAGACACCCUUGAGGUUCUUGUCAUAAGUGCUCAAAGGAAAGGCAAAGGAAUGUUGUUCCCUAAGGGUGGAUGGGAAAUAGAUGAAGAAAUUCAAGCAGCUGCUCUAAGAGAAACAAUUGAAGAAGCCGGUGUAUCCGGAAUCGUUGAGGGUGAAUUGGGAAAAUGGUGCUUUAAGAGCAAAGGAAAUGAUGCAUACUAUGAAGGGCAUAUGUUCCCUUUACUAGUAAAAGAGACACUUGACCAAUGGCCAGAGAAAGCCAUUCGCCAAAGAUAUUGGGUAAGUGCAUCAAAAGCUAAAGAAAGUUGCAACUAUGGUUGGAUGAAAGAAGCACUAGAUUUGCUAGUGAAACGACUCGAGUCACCUCCACCGAAAUCAGACGAUCUUAUUAUGUGAACUAUUAUGAUUAAAGCUUAUAAUAUUUAUAAGCAACCUUGACUUGUAUAUAGGAAAGAUAGUUGAAACACAAUGUUUUGGUCAAAAGAUUGAACCAUUAUUAAAAAUUUUGGUUCAAAUCUUUUGAUUAUGAUCAAAAGAAACUAGCUUACUCAAGAAACCGAAAGUAGGGAUUCCAAUGUAUAGUGCCCCUGCAGCCCGUGUUUUGAUUAGAUCCUUUUUUUUUUCCGUGCAUUGGCAAGGUUACGGUUUUAUGUCACACGAAGCUCAGGGAACACUCCAUGGAACGACCGAAUCAUCCCAAACAUGAGAUCAGGCACAAAAGUAGUUCAUCGGGUCGUCUUUUUCCUUUUUGGGACAUCUUGUUUCGAAAAACUUGUUGCUCUAGAAUGGAACUUCUAUGUGGUUGAUUUUUUUCCUCAAGGAUCAUUAUCACUUGGUUCAUCAACAAUGGAAGUUUCAUUCAAUGUUAAAAGAAUUUGUUAAUCAAGUUCAAUUCAAUUCCUUUUCUUAAUCA
Erigeron canadensis is the source of this 1177-nucleotide messenger RNA. RefSeq names its product nudix hydrolase 17, mitochondrial-like. Gene Ontology annotation, molecular function: pyrophosphatase activity. Gene Ontology annotation, cellular component: cytoplasm; nucleus. The coding region runs from base 139 to 660 and encodes 173 amino acids. The record is from RefSeq and is a predicted model, not a curated record. Lineage: Eukaryota; Viridiplantae; Streptophyta; Magnoliopsida; Asterales; Asteraceae. The transcript is spliced from 5 exons.